GGGGGGAGGGGUGAUCACUGGUCUUCAGUACAGGGACAAAGAUGCCAGAGACACCAAGAGCUUCUCAAAGUUUUCCAUACACAAAUGAAGAAAAUGCUUUGGGGAAAAAGUUCUUUGUCUUCAAGGCAGGAAACACAAGUGAUGCUCAUCGUUUCUUUGUUAAGAAGCUGAGCCGUGUUGGCCAAAUAGAGGUGACCUCUGCAGAAGGAUGCGACUACAUUCUGGUUUUCUGUCCUGUUGUUUCGCGAGUUGGAACGAACAUCGCAGAGGCCCUGGACAACAUGCCUUCUGGCAAACCAGCAAUUCUGGUGGUGAUGCAUCAUACCUUCGAUUGUGAUCGUGUUCCAGGUGAAAGCCGCAGACAGGUGAACAAUCCGAAUGUUCGCCUCACUGUGGACUGUCUGUUUUAUGAAGGCAAAUUCCUCGAUUGCAACCGCAACGAUAUCAUGUGGCAUGAUGUGCAGACAUUUUUGCGGGUUCCUGAUAAGCAGAUGAUUUCCUUUCACACCACUUUCCGCGAAAACUUACAACACUGUUUGAAGAUGACGUCACUUAUUUUUCUAAUUUUGCUUUUGGUGGCUAUAAUAAUUUUUUGCAUAACUGCUAUGUUGUGCCUUGAAGGGAAAAAAUACAUGUGCUUUUUCAAGAAUGUGUAAUUAUCUGCCAAAAAUGAAUAAUUACUAUUAUUAUUAUUAUUAUUAUAUUAUACCUGUGAAGGCUGGUGUAUUUGUGCGCUGCUGAAGGUUUUGAUCAAUGGUAUCCAACCUGGGAACAAUAGAGGUGAAAUCAUGUAAACCUAGCAUAGUCAUAAUAUGCAACCCUAAGUUAAAAAAAGAUAUUUCAAAGACUUUGAUGACAUUUUUCCUCUAAUUUGAUUUUGAUCUAAUGUAAAUGUGUUAAUAAGUUUUCUUUGCUUCCUCCUUUAUAUCUGAAACUGACGUCAGUGUAACAGAUGUUUGAGUUUGUUGUCUCGGGGUUUUUUCCAAAGCUAAACAUGUCAACGCUUUACAACUCUUUACAGUUUUGUGAAAUGCAUAUGUUAAAAUGUGACUUUAGAUUAGCAAGUAUAGCAUGUAUUUUAAGUUAAAAAAACAACAACAAAGGAAUAUUUUGUUGUGGUGUUGCUUGUAAUUCAUUCAUGAGAUUUUUGAUCAUCCAUCCAUCCAUCCAUCCAUCCAUCCAUCCAUCCAUCCAUCCAUCCAUCCAUCCAAUUUAAGAAUGCAGGAGGUCUUUGAUACUAUUUGAAAUAUUGAGAAUGUUUAGAUAUUGGCAAAAACAUGAAAACAUGAAUAUUUUUUUCCCAACAGUUUUGAUCAUUUUACAGACUGAAUAUUCCCUUUGG
Molecule: messenger RNA, 1342 nt
Organism: Archocentrus centrarchus (flier cichlid)
Lineage: Eukaryota; Metazoa; Chordata; Actinopteri; Cichliformes; Cichlidae
Exons: 6
Coding region: 42-656 (204 amino acids)
Source: RefSeq, a predicted model, not a curated record